UCUCUCUCUCUCUCUCUCUCUCUCUCUCUCUUAAUCUCUGAUACAGACCAGCGAUGGAUAUCUUUAAUGGCUUUCUCAGUGUGAUUAUGCAUGUUUUGAUUGCUGUGUUCUUAUUAAUCUAUCUCCCCGUCUCCUGGAUUUGGAGACUAAUAAUAUUCGUCUUCUUCAAGCCCUUUUACAAAGAAGAUGUUGGAGGAAAGGUGAUUCUGAUAACGGGGGCUUCUUCCGGCAUUGGAGAGGAACUGGCUUACCAAUACGCAACCAAAGGAGCUUCUCUAGUUCUUGUAGCUAGGAGAGAGCAAGCUCUAAAGGAAGUUGCCAUUGCUGCUUUGGGGAAAGGUUCACCAGAUGUAUUAGUGAUCAAAGCAGACAUUUCUAUACAGUCAGAAUGCAAGAGGGUCAUUGAAGAAGCCAUUGCUCACUUUACCAAAUUGAAUCAUCUAGUCCUUAAUGCUGGGCUUGUUUCCAGUUCUCUCUUUGACGAGAUCACUAACAUAUCUGCUUUCAACAGAAUUAUGGAUAUAAAUUUCUGGGGUGCAGUUUAUACAACUUAUUACGCUAUUCCACACCUGAAGAAUAGUCGGGGCAAUAUUAUUGUCACAACUUCAAUAGCUGGACGUGUUCCUCCUGCAAGAAUGAGCUUUUACAACGCAAGCAAAGCUGCAUUAAUUAGAUUCUAUGAAACACUACGAGCAGAAUUGGGAUCAGACAUUCGAAUCACUAUACUGACACCUGGAUUUAUAGCUUCAGAGCUUACAAAGGGGAAAUUUCUUCAAAAAGGAGGUGAAAUUGCAGUAAAUGAAGAGAUUAGAGAUGUUCAGAUUGGAUUUUUCCCAGUUGGGUGCACAGAUAAAUUUGCAGAAAUUGUUGUAGAAAGUGCGUGUAGAGGUGAUGAGUAUGUGACUUGGCCAUCUUGGUACCAACCUCUUCAUGCACUUAUGUUCUUUGCUCCUGAGAUAAUCAACUGGUAUUCAAGACUAUUAUAUGUUACUAAACCAGGUGCAGAUUCAAGUAAGGCACUUAGUAGAAAAAUCUUAGAGGCUACAGGGGCAAAGAAAUUUUUAUAUCCAACUUCCAUCAGAUCAUCCACCAUUAAGAUGGAUAGCACCGAGUAAUUAUUGUCAUGUAAGCUAUUCGAGAAAUUAAAGAGCGUUGGGCUUUGUUUGGGAUGACUUUCUUACUGCUUUAUAAAGUUGCUUUUUAGUACAAAA
This is a messenger RNA of Dendrobium catenatum, 1211 nucleotides long. Its product is annotated as 11-beta-hydroxysteroid dehydrogenase 1B-like. Lineage: Eukaryota; Viridiplantae; Streptophyta; Magnoliopsida; Asparagales; Orchidaceae. The record is from RefSeq and is a predicted model, not a curated record. Gene Ontology annotation, molecular function: oxidoreductase activity.